UUCUCACUACAGUCAACACAAUCUUAUUAUAUAGAGAAAGAAAGAGAGCUUAGAGAUUGACCUAGGAUAAGGGGGCAGCUUACGCCGACAACAACUGUAGAAAUUAUCAUUUAUUUUUGCAUACAUCUAUCCACAAUCUGGAGAGAAAUAUAGAUUAUAAAGAGAAAGAAGGUGAGGAAAGGAAAGUGAACAUAUCGUAAAGGACUGAUGAUGAGAAACGUAGGGAGUUCGAGCUCCAGCAGCAAAGGCAUAGCGGCGGUGGUCGGCGUCGGUCCACAGCUUGGCCGUUCCGUCGCUCGUAAGUUCGCACACGAAGGCUACACCGUGGCAAUUCUCGCCCGCGAUCUAGGUAGGUUAUCUCGAGUGGCAGAAGAGAUAGCGAGAGAAGAGAAAGCGCAAGUGUUUGCUAUAAGAAUUGAUUGUGCGGAUCCAAGAAGCGUAAGAGAAGCCUUCGAAGGAGUGUUAUCGUUAGGGUUUGUGGAGGUGUUGGUGUAUAAUGCUUAUCAAUCCUCCUCUUCUUACACAAGUCACCAUCCGACUUCCUUCACCCACAUUCCAUUCCAAUCUUUCCAAACUUCUCUUUCUGUAUCUGUCUUCGCUGUAUUCCUGUGCGCCCAACAGGUUAUUCCCGGGAUGAUGGAGAAAGGGAAAGGAACAAUACUCUUUACCGGUUGCUCAGCGUCAUUGAAUGGCGUUGCUGGUUUCUCGGAGCUAUGCUGUGGGAAAUUUGCUUUGAGAGCUCUCUCUCAGUGUUUGGCAAAAGAAUAUCAAGCUUUUGGAAUACAUGUGGCUCAUGUUAUCAUCGACGGUGUGGUUGGACCUCCAAGAGAAGCAAACAUCCCACCAAGAGGAAUGGUUAUAGAGCAAUCAUUCAACACUGGAGGCGAAGAUGGAGAAGGAGAAGGCGAAAGCUCGGGAGUGAUGGGAAUGGAUCCUGAUGUAUUGGCUCAAACAUAUUGGAGUCUUCAUGUUCAAGACCGGAGAGCUUGGACUCAAGAACUCGAUAUCCGACCAUCAAACACAAGGUUCUAGUCGUUAAAAAAAUAUGAUUUGAUUAUUGGGAUUUGUGAUUUUAUUCAAUGUUUGUUUAUUCUUAUGGGUACGUACGUAUGCGUGUUCAUUUGAUAUGUAUGUGUAUAUCUAUCUUCCAUUUGGAAUGUGCAAUAAGUACAUUAAAGGGCUUGUUUAUGAUUGGUGUGAAUGAUUUGUCAGUCUCA
Messenger RNA from Raphanus sativus (radish), 1217 nucleotides. RefSeq lists its product as uncharacterized. The transcript has 5 exons. The coding region runs from base 208 to 1032 and encodes 274 amino acids. The record is from RefSeq and is a predicted model, not a curated record. NCBI's taxonomy places the organism in Eukaryota, Viridiplantae, Streptophyta, Magnoliopsida, Brassicales, Brassicaceae.